This is a messenger RNA of Closterium sp. NIES-65, 1239 nucleotides long. The record is from the annotation of a GenBank genome assembly. NCBI's taxonomy places the organism in Eukaryota, Viridiplantae, Streptophyta, Zygnematophyceae, Desmidiales, Closteriaceae.
AUGGCUACCCCUAGCGUUCUCACCUUUGAUGCUGAGGGUUGGGCUGUCGACUUUGAUGUCUGGGUCGAUGAUCUGCCGCUUUUCCUGCAGUGCGAUAGGAAAGACGGUCUCUCACUGUUCGAUCUCACGUCUGGCGCCUCUCCUGCCCCUACUACUGAUACUGACAGCAAUGUUCGCUCCCAGUGGGCCACACGCGAUGCUGCUGCCCGUCUUGCUGUGCGUAGUCACUUGCCGUCCUCUGAGCGCGCGCUCUUUAGUCAGUACAAGAGUGCUAAGACCUUGUAUGACGCUGUAGUUGCACGCUACUCUUCCCCUGCCACUGCUGCCCUUAGCCGCCUCAUGCUGCUGUACCUGUUCCCUGACCUCGCCGCCUUUCCCACUGUCGCUAACCUCAUUACGCACCUUCGCACUAGUGACACCCGCUACCGCGCUGCGCUUCCUGCUGAGUUCUGCGCCAAGAACACACCCCCCAUGUACAUCACCCUCUACUACAUAGUCACCCGGCUCCCUGACUCCCUUCGCUCGGUCAGGGGCCACUUCCUCUCUGUUUGCCCCACCACACUCACCGUUGACCUCCUCGAGGAGCGCCUCCUAGCAGCUGAGAAGAGUAUAGUCGCUGUAGGAGCCUCUCGUGGUGACCCUCGUACCCCAUUCUUUGAAGGGUGCUCCCCCUCCCCCCUUUUGCCCUCUAUUGCCUCUGCUACUGCCGUCGACUUCGUUGGCACCGACUCGUGGGGUGGGGGUGCUGGUCCCUGUGCCUACGUCAUGCGUACCGACGACCGCACUGGUGAACCGUGCCGUGGCCCGCACACCACCCAGCGCUGCUUCGGACGUCUGACAGACGUGUGGCGUCUCCAGUUCCCUGACGCCACUGAGAUCCCCCGCUGGAGAGAGCUGCUUAGGUCGGGGGUUGCUAUCUUUGAUCUGGAUUAUGAUGCUAUUCUUGCUGCCAUGUAUGCUGUGUCUACUAGUGAUGAGGGUGACUGUUACCUGUGUGUUCCGCCUGACACAGGCAUUGAGGCUGCUGGUGAGGCUGCUGCUCUAGGUGCUGGUGAGGCUGCUGUUCCAGGUGCUGGUGAGUCUGCUCUCUCAGGUACCACGUCGGCUCAGGCCUUACACACCUUCACCCUUGACUCAGGUGCUUCCCGCUCCUUCUUUCAAGACCGCACCACACUCACGCCGCUUAGUCGGCCGGUUGCGGUCUCCCUGGCGGACCCCUCUGGGGGUCCUUGUCAGUAG